AUGGAGGAGCCCUCGAGAUCCCUCAUGAGGAAGGGCUGCAAACCCAGACCAGGGAGCUGCAAGGAGGAAAGACCCUCCCUGAGCCAGGAAGGUGGCCGGAGAUCCAGGCAGAGCUCAGAGCUGGUGGAGAAGCCUCCUGGAGGGGAGAAGCCCCACAAGUGCUUGGAAUGUGGUAAGGGUUUCAGGUACAGCUCCUGGCUGAUCCAGCACGUGAGGAUCCGCACUGGGGAAAAGCCCUAUGAGUGUGGGAAAUGUGGGAAGUGUUUCAGGACAACAUCUGAUCUGAUGGUGCACCAGGUGAUCCAUACAGGAGAACGGCCCUACACCUGCUUGGAAUGUGGGAAGAGUUUUGGGCAGAGCUCCAACCUGAGAAAACACCAGCACAUCCACACCAGGGAGAGGCCCUAUGAGUGUCCUGAGUGUGGGAAGAGCUUCUCACAGAGCUCUGCCUUGACCCAGCACCAACGGAGGCACCAUUAA
Catharus ustulatus (Swainson's thrush) is the source of this 480-nucleotide messenger RNA. Its product is annotated as zinc finger and SCAN domain-containing protein 30-like. Lineage: Eukaryota; Metazoa; Chordata; Aves; Passeriformes; Turdidae. Gene Ontology annotation, molecular function: DNA-binding transcription factor activity, RNA polymerase II-specific; RNA polymerase II cis-regulatory region sequence-specific DNA binding. Gene Ontology annotation, biological process: regulation of transcription by RNA polymerase II. The record is from RefSeq and is a predicted model, not a curated record. The coding region runs from base 1 to 480 and encodes 159 amino acids. The transcript has a single exon.